Cyclopterus lumpus (lumpfish) is the source of this 1394-nucleotide messenger RNA. It is a transcript of the gene pitx1, whose product is annotated as paired-like homeodomain 1. The record is from RefSeq and is a predicted model, not a curated record. Gene Ontology annotation, cellular component: nucleus. Gene Ontology annotation, biological process: regulation of transcription by RNA polymerase II; anatomical structure morphogenesis. Bases 340 to 1260 code for a protein of 306 amino acids. The transcript has 3 exons. Gene Ontology annotation, molecular function: DNA-binding transcription factor activity, RNA polymerase II-specific; RNA polymerase II cis-regulatory region sequence-specific DNA binding. Lineage: Eukaryota; Metazoa; Chordata; Actinopteri; Perciformes; Cyclopteridae.
GGUGAGCAGGAGAGCAGGAGAGCGCACUGGGCCGUCACUGCUCUAGAGGAGGACAGAGAAGAAGGGGCUGGCUUUUUUUCCUCUUCUUCUUCUUCUUCUCCUUCUUCUUCCAAGUCUUUUUCUUCGUGGAAGAACUACACUUUUGGUUGGAAAUCCUUCCCCGCGCGUGAUUCAUCCUCUCAUGUCGCGGCGUGGUGUCUGGCAGCGGGUGGAUUUUUUACGCUGUUGAGGAAGAAAAAAAAGAGAAGCUUUGUGCACCCCCCCCACCCACCACCCCCUGGAUUCACCUCCUCCUCUCCCCCGUUUCCCCUCUUCGCAUCCCCUUCUCUUCAAGGUGGGAUGAAUUUGGACAGAGUCGCAGAGGCAGCGAGAGCACCGGCGGCCCGCGACGCCGCCGCCGCCGCCGCCGCCGCCGCCGCCCCCGCGUUUCAUUUACCGAGAACUUCAAACGGCAGUCGGGAAACUUUAGAGAACUCCAGCAGCGAGUCCUCGGACACGGAGCUGGCAGAAAAGGAGAGGAGCGCGGAGCACCGGAGCGAUGACGGGAACGCGGACGACCCCAAGAAGAAGAAGCAGCGGCGGCAGCGGACUCACUUCACCAGCCAGCAGCUGCAGGAGCUGGAGGCCACUUUCCAGAGGAACCGCUACCCGGACAUGAGCACCAGAGAGGAGAUCGCCGUGUGGACCAACCUGACCGAGGCCAGAGUCCGGGUGUGGUUCAAAAACCGCCGCGCCAAGUGGAGGAAGCGCGAGCGCAACCAGCAGAUGGACCUGUGUAAGAACAGCUACCUGCCGCAGUUCAGCGGCCUCAUGCAGCCGUACGAGGACAUGUACCCGGCCUACACCUACAACAACUGGACCAACAAGGGCCUCACCCCGGCGCCGCUGUCCACCAAGAACUUCACCUUCUUCAACUCCAUGAGCCCGCUCACCUCGCAGUCCAUGUUCUCGGCGCCCAACUCCAUCUCCUCCAUGAGCAUGGCGUCCGGGAUGGGCCACUCCGCCGUGCCGGGCAUGCCCACCCCGGGCCUCAACAACAUCAGCAACCUGAACGGGAUCGGCACGUCCGGCAUCAACUCGGCCAUGUCGCCGUCCGCGUGCCCGUACGGGCCUCCCGGCUCUCCGUACAGCGUUUACCGGGACACGUGCAACUCCAGCCUGGCCACGCUCAGACUCAAAUCCAAGCAGCACCCCACGUUCGGAUACAGCAGCCUGCAGAGCCCCGGCUCGAGCCUCAACGCCUGUCAAUACAACAGCUGACGGGACCCGCGGGCGGCCCAAAUGAUACACCCCCCCCCUUACACACCCCAAAAAAAUGAAUAAUUAAAGAAAUAUAUAUGUGACGAAACGGACACGGUGUCAGAGCUUAAAAGGCGACCUGCGGAUUGGUUGAG